Bolinopsis microptera is the source of this 5403-nucleotide messenger RNA. Its product is annotated as collagen alpha-2(IV) chain-like. Lineage: Eukaryota; Metazoa; Ctenophora; Tentaculata; Lobata; Bolinopsidae. Gene Ontology annotation, cellular component: extracellular matrix; collagen trimer. Gene Ontology annotation, molecular function: extracellular matrix structural constituent. The transcript is spliced from 25 exons. The record is from RefSeq and is a predicted model, not a curated record. The coding region runs from base 30 to 4796 and encodes 1588 amino acids.
GAGGUACAUGCUGUACCACACCACUUAAAAUGAGGUCACUGUUACUGUUGGUGUGUUUUGCUGGAUUAGUCAGCGCUGAAGCUGAGGCAGAGGCUGAUCCCGCUUGUAAUAACUGUGGGCAGAGACCCCCUUACAUUAAGGGUGCACGAGGUCGACCAGGAAGUCCCGGACCCCCAGGUUCUGAGGGUACGAUCGGUCAGCGCGGUGUUCCUGGUUCUCCUGGUAUCAAGGGAGACAGGGGUGAAGCAGGUCAGCCAGGACCAAUCGGUCUGCCUGGAGAUAGAGGACUCAGAGGGCCCGCAGGAUCCUCUGGAGAAUCUGGAGAUGCUGGACAAGGUGGUUACCCUGGCCGGGAUGGAGUUGACGGUAUCCCCGGUACUCCUGGUGUUGACGGGUGUAACGGAACAAAGGGAGAGCUAGGUUACCCUGGUAACGAUGGACUAGCUGGAGCUCCAGGACUAAAAGGAGACACAGGAGAGCCUGGAACUCCUGGUGGUGUGGGAGAGCCGGGGCUUUCCGGAGGUAAGGGCUCCUCUGGGAGAGAUGGUAACCCUGGUAGAGCUGCUAUAGAUGGAGCUAAGGGAGAGCAGGGACGCCCUGGAGAGAGAGGUUUAGGCGGAGAGCGUGGGGAACCUGGCAGGGACGGAUCUAAUGGCGGGAAAGGUAGUCCAGGAACUAACGGCCGAAACGGAGCCCCAGGAAUGAAGGGCAACCAAGGAGAGCCGGGUCGUUCUGGUAAUGACGGAACUGCAGGUCUACCAGGAGGUAAAGGAGACAGGGGUACCCCUGGAACUAGGGGGCUGCCUGGUAUGCCUGGUAAGGAUGGGUUGAAUGGGUUGAAGGGUGAUGGUGGAAGAGCUGGUGCUAAUGGUUUACCUGGAAAAGAUGGAACUCCAGGCUUCGCAGGAUCUAAAGGAGAGAGUGGAGCACCUGGUUUACCAGGAGACCAAGGAAGACCUGGAGCACCUGGAAUCGGAGAAAAAGGUGAUCGUGGGGAGCCAGGAGUUGCAGUCAGUCUGGCUGGGCUCCCGGGGUCCAAGGGAGCUCGUGGUACCCCAGGAAGGAAUGGACUGCCUGGUCAAUCUGGAGACAAAGGAGGCCGGGGAACUGAUGGUAGACCUGGAGACAAGGGAGAUAGAGGAAAAGAUGGUAUGUUAGGACGGAAUGGUAACGAUGGUUUACCAGGAGGAAAUGGUCGAGAUGGAGGUAAAGGAGAACCCGGUUUCCCUGGCACGAAAGGUGACAGAGGAACACCAGGAUUUGGUGGAUCCCCUGGAGAACGUGGCAGUCCUGGUCUGCCUGGAGCUAAAGGAGCCACAGUGGUAGGAGCUCCUGGUGUAAAGGGGUCCUCGGGAAUGCUUGGAACCCCUGGAAGAGAUGGAGAGAAGGGAGAUACGGGGACUGGUGGCAGAGAUGGCACUCCUGGUCUGAUGGGGAUGAAGGGAGAUCGUGGUUUCUCAGGAAAAGCAGGUAGUCCUGGAGUAGCAACCCCAGGAGCUAACGGUGAGCCAGGGCGACCUGGUGUUCCCGGAAGAAAGGGAGAAAGUGGACUCGUCGGACGGCCUGGUUCUGCUGGCCUGCCUGGAUCGAAAGGAGACAGCGGUACCUCAGGAUCCCCCGGACUUCCCGGUGCGAAGGGUAACUUUGGUCGAUCUGGAAGUGAUGGUUUACCAGGAAACAGAGGAGAGCCAGGUACUGCUGGAACCCCUGGUACUCCUGGACUGAGAGGAGGAAAGGGAGAACCUGGUCUAUCUGGAGCUAUGGGAACUCCCGGAGAGAGAGGUAUGUCUGGAGCUCCUGGAAUGAAAGGAGCAGGUGGCCUGGCAGGUCGGCCUGGUAACCCUGGAGCUAGGGGAGAUAAUGGUAGCCCUGGUAACCCUGGUUUGAACGGAGGUAAAGGAGAGGCUGGUACUAACGGGCGAGAUGCUACAAGUAUCCCUGGAGCAAAGGGUGACGCAGGCAGACCGGGACUCAAUGGAGGAAAGGGAAAUGGAGGGCUACCUGGAAGACCAGGAGUAAACGGAGACCGUGGCUCAGAUGGAGCCUCCGGUCUUAAUGGAGACAAGGGCUCCAGGGGCCUGCCUGGAACAAAUGGACGCCCUGGUGCUAAGGGUGAAGCUGGGAGAAGUAUACCAGGACGGGAUGCAGAACCAGGAUUAGCUGGUAAGGACGGUCUACCUGGUAUGCCAGGUAGUAAGGGAGAUGGUGGGCUUAACGGUAACCCUGGUAACCCUGGUAAAGACGGUCUCCCUGGGCGACCUGGAAAUGAUGGAAGGAAUGGACUGGCAGGAGCUAAAGGAGACAGAGGACCUUCUGCAACUCCUGGUGCAGCUGGGAUCCCUGGAAGACCCGGCGAAAAAGGAGAUCGAGGAAAUAACGGUCUGUCCGGUUUAGAUGGACGUCCUGGUAACAACGGCCUCCCCGGCGCCAAGGGUAACCCAGGAGCUCCAGGAAUGAGCCAAAGAGGAGAGAAAGGAGACAUGGGAUUACAAGGUCUGCUCGGAGCCGCUGGACGGCCCGGUGGAAGAGGCAACUCUGGUAAGGACGGAAAUCCUGGAAAUCCUGGACUCCCCGGUAUGAAGGGAGAUGCAGGGUUAUCUGGCACACCUGGUAAGGAUGGUUCGUCCGGUCUUCCAGGAACUAAAGGAGACUCUCCUGUUGUAACCGGACCUGUUGGACCCAGGGGAGAACCUGGAGAAAGUAUCACUGGAACAAAUGGCAAGAAGGGAGAAGCUGGAAAUCCUGGUAUGAAUGGAAUGAAGGGAGACAAGGGAGAGACAAUCAACAACUAUGGUCAAAGAGGAGAGCCAGGACGACCAGGAAAUGAUGGUAUUCUCGGAGGGAAGGGAGAUCGUGGAGCUAAUGGAAUGCCUGGUUCCCCAGGACAAAAGGGAGAUGCAGGGAUCGGUAACAAUGGUGUUAACGGACUGCCCGGUGCAAAAGGAGAGACUGGUUUCUCGGGAACACCUGGAAAUAACGGACUCAAGGGUGAAUCUGGUCUACCCGGACGACCGGGAGGUUCAACCGCUGGUAUAAAAGGAGAAGCAGGCAUUCCAGGAAAUCCUGGAACCUCCGGAACUCCAGGAUCUAAAGGUGAGUCAGGACUAAAUGGACAGAACGGUGAUCCCGGAACUGCAGGAAGGAUGGGCUCCCCAGGAGCACGAGGACCUCCUGGGUCACCCGGAAAUGGGGGAACGCCUGGCAAGGCUGGAGGAAAGGGUACACCUGGAAGAGCUACUCCUGGAAGAGACGGGCUACCUGGAGCUAAGGGAGAUAGGGGACGAGACGCAACUCCUGGAAGAAACGGAAACCCAGGAAAUCCCGGAAAUGCUGGAGCUCUCGGAGUUAAGGGUGAUUCUGGAGUCCCUGGAACACCGGGUGUUGGAACUCCCGGGGAACUAGGCAGACCUGGUAUGCCCGGAGCAGCAGGACAAAAAGGUGACCCUGGUAGAUCCGGUAACCCAGGAAUAGCUGGACCACCCGGGGAAAAUGGUCUUCAGGGAAUGGCUGGCAGGGCUGGACAGCAAGGAAUGAAGGGAGACAGGGGUCUCAGUGGAGCUCCUGGUUCCCCUGGAGAUUUAGGUCCCGCUGGUCCAAACGGUGCAGCUGGACCACCAGGACCAACUGGACAAAGAGGAAACCCUGGACCUCCAGGAACAAAUGGUAAUCCAGGAACAAACGGUUUACCUGGAGCUAAGGGAGAUUUAGGAAGAGCAGGAACUCCAGGGAGGGAUGGUAAUCCCGGUAGUUCAGGCAUGCCAGGUAGACAAGGAGACAGAGGCAGUGAUGGUCAAACAAUCACAGGACCACCUGGAACAAAGGGAACCACAGGAGAAAAGGGUGUCAUGGGGCAAAGAGGAGAUACAGGAGGCAAAGGUAUCCCUGGAAUCAAAGGUAUCGCAGGGCCCAAGGGUAUCGCUGGUGCUGGAGUCAAAGGAGCAAGGGGACAAAAGGGGGCACCUGGCAGAGCUGGUGCACCUGGUGAAGCAGCCCAGAGCAUCCAGCUGAAUCCUUACAUCGUGGCGUUCCACUCUCAAAAGAACGUCGCUCCAAAGUGCUUCGAUGGAAUGACUGAGCUUUGGACGGGGUACUCGUUCAUGUUUGUCGAUGCUGAUUCAAAGUCGAAAUGGAGUCAGGACUUGGGAAAGCCUGGGUCAUGCCUACCUGAGUUUUACCCUGGCUUUUAUACUCAGUGCACCAUUGACAGCUGUUCUUCCGCCAACGAGGGUCACAAGACUACCUGGCUGGCCACUGCUCCGGAGUUCCUAACUGAUGACAGCUCCAGCCGACUACCCAGAGGUAAGCUGAAGAUGGGAUCGAGACGAGAAGAACUGCUGAAUCUGAUAUCUAGAUGUGUGGUGUGUGACACUAUUUUUAAGAUGGUGGUGGUGCACAGUAUGACCAACACGGUACCUGACUGUCCUGAUGGCUACGUGUCCGCAGCCUCUCCUAACAGAUUCAUCCCCUCCGCAACACAAUCACAGGACUGGAUCGGUUACAGCUUCUGGGAAGUGUCCUUGGAUAACUAUGCAAUAGGAGUGCUAACAGACGAACCAGCCUCGUGUCUAUUGUACUACAGUCCCACUGCUGUAGCCGAGUGUGAUGUCGAGGGCUGCAAGUUUAAAUCUUCCGACCAGAAAACGUCAUGGCAGAUGGAUUCGAAAAAGGAUCCAUACACGGAGGAGGAAACCAGGGUACCGUUCACAGAAGCAAGAAGUUACGUGUCCCGAUGCAGGGUCUGUCACCGACCCGAAGCAACCAAAAUCGUUUUUAAGGACUUGCAAUUUGAUGAGUGAUUUAUAAGGGACACCAUUUUAAUAGUGAAAUUUUCCGAUUUUAUUGUCUUGUUUUAAACGCUUUUUAUCGUCAAAUCCAAAUUGGAGUAUUCAUAUCAUUAUCACACCAUAAUAAUAAUGUAGUAUGUACUACUAGUACUAUAAGUAUAGUACUACUACUAUUAGUAGAAUGCCUUAAGGCCUUACGAGCAAAAAUACGUGUUUUCUGCUAUGAUGUAUGAGUUUGGAGACUUAACCAUUAAUUUGAUACAACACACAAUAGUAUGAUGUGUAAGGAUCAAGAAUAUGUUUAGAAAUAUAAAUGGGACUUUAUUACUAUUAGUAGGGGGUGCACGAUGAAAAUAAACUUGCUCGGAUUUUCAAAAUUUUUGUACCAUUGUUUUCUAGAGACUGUGAGAUCAGAAUUUUCACAGUACCUUUUUUACAGUACCAAAUUUGAUCAAUAAGUUUCGCAUAGGUGCCAUAUUUAAUGGUGCGCGGCUAGGCUUUUGGAGCAAAAGUAGGUGUAAAUGGUGCGUAAUUUGGCGUAAUAUGACGAAUUCGUUGAUUUUUGUCGUACUAUUCUGUCAUAUCUUCGGUUCCUUGAAAGUUGAAUGAGAUCAUUCUG